UUUCGAAAUCAGUCUCAAAGCUGAUUACAUCGCAAGAAAAAUUUGAAAAUAAAUUUUUAUUUAAAAAUACGUGGAAAAUACGAAAUGCUGCAUCACGCCAAUUUACGUGGAUCGCCCCAACAAUUUGGACAGGGUCGCCGGAUUCAAGUCGACAAUGCGGCGAAGCUGGCAAACUACUAUGAGCAGCUCAACGAGCGGCGCGACUGGUUGUUUAGCUUGGGCCUCAUCGGCAGACGUGCUCACGACCUGGCGGUGCAGACACUCGAGCUGCCCGAGUUUAAUUUGGAUCACUUUCAACAGCGUGUGAAUCGCCUCAGUUUGCAAUUGGGUUCCAGUCGGCUGGCCGCAGUGGACGCCAUUAUCGUAGAUGAAAUCCGCGAGCUGAUGAAACAUCAAAGGACUCCGUCCUCGCCACGCGUCACCAACUUCAACUUGAGCUGUCGCAAUACUUCUGAUUAUGAUCAACGUACUGUGGACUUUCAGACUGAUGACAUUUACACGGAUCAUAGAAUGUAUUCCGCACCUGUGCGAGCUCUGGAACUGAGACGUCAAACAUAUGAUGCGCAUCGCGGAAGUCCACAAGUAUAUAAUAUAGAAGAUGAUCCACGCAAUUUUGAUGAUGCCCCUCGGGUGGAGCAGAAAACUCAGUUUGUACCCUAUUGGAACAAUAACAAUUAUAAUAACGUGGACCAUUGUUGUGAGCACAACUUUGAAGAUGCUUAUAACAUAGAAGCAGAUUCGCGCAAUAUCGAAAAUAACUUUCCUAAGCCGCAGGUGCACAAUUUUAUUGACUAUUCCAGAAAUAAUCAGCACAAACAUUCAAGCCAAAACAAUGAAAACUAUGCAGACCCUAAUAAACAUUAUCGUCAACGUCCAAGCUUUAAUCAUGCUACCAAUUUUAACCGAAUGAAAAUACAACGAAAAUUACCAGAAGUCGGGAAUUUUCAAAUGAAUUUUAACGAACAGUUCAAAAAUGAUUUCCGAGGACGCAAACGCGCCGCCCAACCAAACUAUAAGCCAAAUAACCACAGCGGACCUAAGAGGCGGAAAAUGAACGAACCAAAUCAAAUAUUUCGAAUACGCGAUUUUGAGAUGCCUUACAUUAAAAACGAUACAAAACCGCUACCACAACCGGAGCACAAAUCCUACGCCAUCAAGUUCUUUCAACGUAAACACAAUUAUAUUGUAGGUGGGGAGAAGGCUGCCUGCUCAGUGUUGCCAGUUGCAAAUCCGAUAAAUCAACCACCAAACUAUAGUUUCCUUGCAGCCAAACGCUUUCGGAAACAUAUUCGCGAGGAUUGGAGUUCUAUCUAUCGAAGCAUGAGUUACCGAAAGUGGGGAAUUUGGUGGAAAGACUUUAAGUGGUGCGAAGCUGGCAUUGAUAAAGAGCUCGAACAGUUUAAGGGUAUUAACUUGAGCAAUAUCUCAUUUCUAAAUCUUAAAGUCGAUUUUGAUACGUCCUUGGCUCAAUUGUAUUUGAAGAUGAAGUCAACGAAUUAUUAUUUCACAAUGUGCGCUAUUUUCGAUAUAAUGAAUGUACGUUUCUUGGAAAAAUUAGAUAUGAAGGACACGGCCAAAUUGGAACAUAUCAUCCGUAACGUUCCGAAUCAUUUAUGGACUUACAAGAUGCGUGGCAUGGUUUAUUUGUGGUCUCGCUACAGCAAGAUACGCACAAACAGCAUUGACUCCAAUAAGUUCUUCGCCACACAGAUGCAGUGGAGCAGUCCCACAUUCCACUGGUUAGCCAAACAGGCCUACGAAGAACUCAAGACAAUAAGCCAAAUCGAAUGGCCUGAACACAACGAAACGUAUGCAUUGCUGUAGUAAACAUCAAAAAAAGCGGACAAAUUUCCGAUGGGAACAAACAUUUUUAUUUAACAACCACUGCAUAAAAUAUCAACACUUGACACAGUUUAUUCAUGGCCAAAACUAAAUUUAUUUAUUAUUUUCGCUCUGUUGGAUUGAAUCCAAAACAUUUGCGAAUAGUUUACUUUUCAAUAAAAUAAACUAUGGAAACAGC
Messenger RNA from Drosophila grimshawi, 2020 nucleotides. RefSeq lists its product as uncharacterized. The transcript is spliced from 2 exons. Bases 85 to 1824 code for a protein of 579 amino acids. The record is from RefSeq and is a predicted model, not a curated record. NCBI's taxonomy places the organism in Eukaryota, Metazoa, Arthropoda, Insecta, Diptera, Drosophilidae.